Eruca vesicaria subsp. sativa (arugula) is the source of this 761-nucleotide messenger RNA. The record is from the annotation of a GenBank genome assembly. Lineage: Eukaryota; Viridiplantae; Streptophyta; Magnoliopsida; Brassicales; Brassicaceae.
AGAUAUAAACAGUCUUCUUUUAAAGCUCCGACGCCACCUUUAGACGCGAAUCUAGCUCCCUCUCCUAAUUUUCACGGUAGGUUUGGUAAUGGCGACAGUACCAGGACAAUUAAUCUGGGAGAUUGUUAAGACCAACAACUGUUUCUUGGUCAAACAGUUCGGAAGAGGCAACGCCAAGGUUCAGUUCAGCAAGGAGACCAACAAUCUCUGCAACCUUAACUCCUACAAGCACUCUGGUCUUGCAAACAAGAAGACAGUGACCAUCCAGCCUGCUGACAAAGAACAAGGUGUUGUCCUCGCCACCACCAAGACCAAGAAGCAGAACAAGCCUAAGGUUUCUGUCAACAAGUCCAUCCUGAAGAAGGAAUUCCCCAGGAUGUCCAAGGCUGUUGCUAACCAGGUGGUAGACAACUACUACAGGCCAGACUUGAAGAAAUUUGCUCUUGCUAGACUCAGUGUCAUCAGCAAAAGCCUUAGGGUUGCCAAGUCCGGUGCCAAGCAAAGAAACCGUCAAGCUUAAUCUUUUUUUUUUCAGAAUCUAAGUGUUUGAAGUAGAAGAUUUUGCGACGAGGUUUAUUAAGCUGCUUUUGUUGAAGUUGAAUCAUACCAUUGUGUUCUUUUUCAUUAUCUUAAAAGGAGUUGAAUCAUAGCACUACGCGUAUGUUUCUUGUGUGCUUAUGAUAUGCAUUUUUUGUUAAAUCUUUUUAUCAAAUGGAGAACUUGAUUAAACCUUGAGCUUAUAUUUUAGCCUUGUUCGUUAA